Lottia gigantea (owl limpet) is the source of this 423-nucleotide messenger RNA. RefSeq lists its product as hypothetical. Bases 1 to 423 code for a protein of 140 amino acids. Lineage: Eukaryota; Metazoa; Mollusca; Gastropoda; Lottiidae. The record is from RefSeq and is a predicted model, not a curated record. The transcript has a single exon.
AUGGAAUCGUCAAAAACUAACACCAUCGCCACCUUACUAGACCAGUACCGAAUUACAGAGUUCUGUUUGAAGCGAGCCUGGGAUCAAGUCAUCUUGUUACAGAACCGACUGUUCGAUCUGAAGAUCAGAUACGACCGAGCCAAGUCUAGUGGUCAGAGAGCUUACCAAUAUUCCUUCAAACAACGUAAAACCAUCAUCGAGAAGACAUUGAAGAUGUAUGCCACCUAUACUGAAUUCAAGGCCGAUAACCUCUUCCAACUGCGUAUCUGGUUGAUGAUGCUGGAUUAUAAUUUUGAAGCUGAAGAAGUCGAGUAUGACGAAGUUGAUGAAGAUGAGGAAUAUGAGGAUAUGGUAGAACACGAGUAUAUGUUUGUCGAAGAUGAUUAUUAUAUUGACGAUGAUGAGCUGGUGACAGCCUUGUGA